Cimex lectularius (bed bug) is the source of this 1284-nucleotide messenger RNA. RefSeq names its product odorant receptor 46a-like. The transcript has 5 exons. Gene Ontology annotation, cellular component: plasma membrane. The coding region runs from base 95 to 1246 and encodes 383 amino acids. The record is from RefSeq and is a predicted model, not a curated record. Gene Ontology annotation, molecular function: odorant binding; olfactory receptor activity. NCBI's taxonomy places the organism in Eukaryota, Metazoa, Arthropoda, Insecta, Hemiptera, Cimicidae. Gene Ontology annotation, biological process: detection of chemical stimulus involved in sensory perception of smell; sensory perception of smell.
UGUAGGUGAUAUUGGAUUAAUUGUUCGAGCUGAUUAAUUUUUAAGGACUUUUCUAUUUUAUUUGGACUAUUGUGAUAUUGGCAGGCGGUACGAGAUGAACGAGAACAUGAAGGAUUUCGACAUGAUAAGAAAAAUCAUGGUCUGGGCGGGACAGUGGCAGGAAUUCUCGACAUACCCUCGUCUCAAGAUUUUCCUCCAGAAAUUCCGCGUCACGUACCUCAUGGUCCUUUCCCCACUACCACUCACUUCAAUGUUCCUCUCGGGUUUCAUGGAUAGCCUGUCGAAAUACGCCCUUUUCGCCGUUGGUGCGACCCUCAUCGACCCGAUGGCGUACUCGUUCUUCUUCGAGUGGGACCUCGCUAAGAAGGUAUACACGAGGCUCAGGGCCAUCGUGGCGAGAAGGGAUUCAGAAGAGCACAUCAAACGUUUCAAAACUAAGUCGAGGCCCAUAUGGAUCGUCGUAGCCGUCUACGCACUUUUCACCUUCCUUUUCGUCUUCUUCUAUGAGAUCAUGCCAUACUUUUACGACGCCUACCUUUUCUUGUUCACAGGCUCGGAUAAGCCUUUCAUGACGCCCAUCCCGAACCAGGGUUUCAUGGACAAAGAGCCGAAGAGAACUUUCUACUACUACUGUUCCAACGUCUUCACGACACUCUGGUGCAUGGACCUUGCCAUGAUCGUAUUCGGAUUCGAUUCCCUCACCUACUUGGUUGUCAUAUACACCUGCAUCGAGGUCGAGAUAAUAAGCGAGAGGGUCAAGUCUUGGGGGGAGAAAGGUGCGGACCCGGCCGAACUUCGCGAAAUCAUCGAAGAGCACAACGAAGUUCUCAGGUUGACAGAUGAUAUGAUCGAACUACUAGGAGGUCCGAUGGCAUCGCAGAACACAGUCGGAUCCCUAGCCAUCACCAUCUUCGCCUAUACAGUCUUAGUGAAAUACGAAACCGACCUCUUUCUCGUCAUAGUCAACGGUCUUUCCGUCGGCCUGACAUUCUUGGUCAUCGCGACUGCCAACUACGUCGGCGACAGGCUUGAAGACGAGGGUGUGAGAUUUUUCCAAAGCCUAUACGACACCCCGUGGUACAACAUGCCCCAGAAGGAACGUAAGGCGAUUCGCAUUAUGAUGUGCCAGGCCGUCAAACCUUUGGUCAUCACCUACAAGGGCUGGAGCCCCCUUAAUUUCGUCACUCUCAUGGAUGUGGUCAACGCGAGCUAUUCCUACUUCAUGGUACUCAAAUCGAUGAAUUGAAGCUGUACACUAAUUUAAAAACUAGGCACAGCGCACAC